AUGUCCCGCAAAGGCGUCGGCCUCGCCGCCUUUGAUCGCUCCCGCCUCACCUCGGCCUCGUACGCAAACCACGGCACCGCCCUCCGCACCACCAACGCCCAAGCCCUCGAAACUCAGCUCUCCGUCUUUCGCUCCCUCCUCCAGCAGUUUGCACAGCAACACGGCAAAGAAAUCCGCUCCAACCCCUCUUUCCGCGCCCAGUUUGCCCGGAUGUGCACCGCCAUCGGGGUGGACUUUCUGGCCGCCUCGGCCAGCCACGAAGGCAGCGGGGGAAAGGGAGGGGAGAGCUCCAUCUGGGGCCAGCUGCUAGGGAGGACGGUGAACGACUUUUACUUUGAGCUCGCGGUGAAAGUGGUGGAGGUUUGCUCUGACACGAGGGGGGAGAACGGGGGGUUGAUUGAGGUGAGGAAGGUGAGGGAGCUGCUGCAGGUGAGGCAGGAGAAGCAGAUGGGCGAUCCGGGGCAGAAGGAAGGGGGGGGGUUGACGGAGGAUGAUGUACUGCGGGCGGUAGGGACGCUCAAGCCGUUGGGGUCGGCGUACUCGAUUGUGAGGGUGGGGUCGAAGCCGUAUAUUCGGUCGGUGCCGAAGGAGCUGAAUACGGAUCAGAGUGCUGUGUUGCAGGCGGUGCAGGUGCUGGGGUAUGUGUCGGUUUCGAUGUUGAUGGUGAAUUUGAAGUGGGCGAGGGCGAGGGCCAAGACGGCGGUGGAGGAUUUGGUCGGGGAGGGGAUGCUGUGGGUUGAUAAGCAGGCUGGGGGUGAGUGGGAUUACUGGAGUCCUGGGUUUAUGCUGGAGGGGCAGGACGGUGGUGGGUUUGGGGGGUGA
Molecule: messenger RNA, 822 nt
Organism: Podospora anserina S mat+
Lineage: Eukaryota; Fungi; Ascomycota; Sordariomycetes; Sordariales; Podosporaceae
Exons: 1
Coding region: 1-822 (273 amino acids)
Biological process (GO): protein transport to vacuole involved in ubiquitin-dependent protein catabolic process via the multivesicular body sorting pathway
Cellular component (GO): ESCRT II complex
Source: RefSeq, a predicted model, not a curated record